GAUAUGUUCCAGCCCGGUGCAGCCCUGUCAGUGUGGACAUGUUUGCGGCGGCGGUGUUCCCGCUGCUCCUCGCACCGCUCCUCAUCCAGGGUGCUCCGCAGCAGGGUCAAGAGUCUCAGAGGUCAGAGUCCACGGGUGACAAUGUGCCUCUUACGCUCGUCAAUCCCUUUGGUUCUGCAGAUGAGAGCCGCAGUCUCUUACAGAGCUAUAUCAAGGCUAAUUUGAAUGAACAGGCAAAUCCAGAUGUCAGUACACGGGAGCAAGAGGUGUUCUUCCUCUUCUCCCUUCAUGACUAUGAUAAAAGCGGUCAGCUGGAUGGCCUAGAGCUGAUGAAGCUGUUAUCAGAUUUUCUGUCACAUCUUUCACAGACCCCCAAAUCAACUGAUGGAGUGGUUGCCAUGGUGGACUACCUCCUGCAGACGCAGGAUCAGAACCAGGAUGGUCUACUGGCUCCGUCAGAGCUGCUCUCCCCACCCAUCCAAGCCAGCAAGUUGGAGCCCAUCCCAGGGGCAGACCCGGCAGUAGAGUCCGACUCUGCAGGUGGUGCCCGGGACGAGCCAAAGGAAGAGGCCUCCCCGCAGCAGGGAGACCCAGUGGGGGAACAGGCACAGGAGGCUCAGGCAGACGGACCAUCUGACUCUGCCAAUGAGCAGGAGCUUCCGCAAGAGGAGGGUGAACACCAAGUGCAGCCGCCUGAGGAGGAGAGAGGGGUUCAGGGGGAGGGACAGGUGCCUGAGGGGCAGCAUGUGGACAACCUAGGAGAUGCAGGGGGGAAGGAACCUGCUCAAGAAGAGCAAGCAGAGGCAGAGGCGGCCCAGGAACAGCAGCAGCAGCAGCAGCAGCAGGCUGAGGAGCAGAGGUUAGAAUCCAAUGUGGUGGAGAACCAUCCGAAUCAUGCUCCUGUGCACCAAGGACAGCCUGAGAUGUAGAGAGGGGACACUGCCUGUGCUGCAUGCAGUGCUUGUGGUCUGCCUGUGAGAAUGAUGCCUAUGCAGACCAGAAACAGGAGUCAGCCAUAUACAGUAGGACAGACUGUUCAUGGAUGCUGUGCCAAGUGACUGAAAACCAUUUUGUGUCAUGUUGUCUGGAGAACGUUUUUUAUUGUUAUUAUUAUAUAUUUUUAAAAUAAUUCUGGAUAGAAAUUCAACAAAAAGGAAAUCUUUUAAUGGCUUGAUUUUAAAAUUCAGGAUGGAAUCUUAUUUAAUACCUGCCCAUGUUAAUAUUUGAAUAAUUUCUAGAUAAAUUGUUGACAAAUAAUGCACUUUACACCACAUACACUUCUAUAUAGUUAGCAGUAUGUGCAUCCUGAACAACUAUGCAUUUUCAGACAGAAGGUCUGUAUACAAAGUGUUUGUGCCUAAUGUUCAUUACCAUAGAGAAUAGAUUGGUUCCUUGUCUCAAAUUUACUUUCAGUGUUGUGAUACACAUAGUCAAUCACUUAUUUAACACGUAUUUGCACUAUUAACUAGACUUGAUUAAUUGCAUUAUGCUGCCAUAAAAGUCAUGUUUGCCACAAUAUGGGGAUGUUAUGGUCUUGUGUAGAUGAAUUUGCUGACCGAUUUGUAUAUAUUUGUGCGUGUAUGUGUAUUUAUGGAAAUCAACCCUCCAUUACAGCUAAACACCACAACUAAUGGAAUAUGACAGAUUUUUUCCAGAACACCACUCACUGUUUAUUCCCACAAACAAGUCUUACUAUGUCUGCUGUAAGAUUACAUGUGUCCAGACAGAGUCUACAUUUCUUCAAACACAAAGCCAAUGCAUAUAAUGCAAACAAUACAACACAAUGUGUGAGGCAUUUCUUCAAGUGAUAGAGCAACUGCAAGCAUCAAACUGCUUAAAAAGGACACACUCCAGCCAAAACCAAUUUUCAGGUUUUCAUUUCAUAACGAGACAUUUUACGAUGGUGGGAUGAGGGUGGGGGCAUUAUUCUAGGAGGGACAUCAUAGAUGGGGUGGGUUGCAGUCAAAAUAAAGUGCCCGCUGCUUAAGAGAGUGUUGGUGUUCACUGUACUUUAUUUUUGUAUUCAGAAAAUGCUGUUGACAUGCACAAUCAAGUGAGCUGCAUUGAACAAAAGUGCAUGGACUGUACAUCAUUUAGAAACAAUAGCCCAAAGGGAGACUGACAUGGAAGAGACAUGACAAUUUUAUUUAUUCACAGGAAUAAAAACUGAAAAGUACAAUCCAAGCCCUGAAUCCAAUUCCAAAAGAAAUACUAACUUUUACAACACACCAUCACGAUAGAAGAGUUUUAGGGGUUUUUUU
Molecule: messenger RNA, 2261 nt
Organism: Sardina pilchardus (European sardine)
Lineage: Eukaryota; Metazoa; Chordata; Actinopteri; Clupeiformes; Clupeidae
Gene: cgref1
Product: cell growth regulator with EF-hand domain 1
Exons: 6
Coding region: 39-929 (296 amino acids)
Molecular function (GO): calcium ion binding
Source: RefSeq, a predicted model, not a curated record